Bursaphelenchus xylophilus (pine wood nematode) is the source of this 6551-nucleotide messenger RNA. The record is from the annotation of a GenBank genome assembly. Lineage: Eukaryota; Metazoa; Nematoda; Chromadorea; Rhabditida; Aphelenchoididae.
AUGGCUGGCCGUGUCGCCAGCACGAUUGGGGAUUACGAAAAUCUCUCAGGUAAGUGUAAUUUUGUUUUUGUGAUUGGCGUUUAGAUAUUGCUCGAGCGGCCGAUCGCAAUGCCAGGCUGGGUUCGAACUCGGAUGAGGAGAGGAAUAUGAGCUUGCAAACUCCAUCGAGUUCGUCGUCUUUUCCUGGCGUCGUCAUGAGAAGACCGACCGCUGGCAGUGAGACGGAUGACUUUGAUGAUCAUCUGGAGGUGUUUCCGCAAGUCGGCACCACUUUUUAUGAUUAUCAGGCCAUGGAGAAUGAUGAGUUGUCGUUUCAAAGGGGCUCGGUGGUCGAGAUUAUUGAAAAAGACAGGUAAAAGUUUGAAAGAUUGACUUAGAGGCAUCAAAUAUUUGGAAAAAAACUUUUUGAAAGGAUUUUCAAAGUUUCGAAUCGGAUGCCAUGUAAAAUAUUAUUGCAGAGAAAGAGGCUGGGUCUACGGUAAAAUCGAUGACAAAACGGGUAUGGUUCCGGAGAAUUAUGUCCGUCUAAUUGGCCGUCAACCCAAGGAGAUCAAAGCUUCUGAGUUUGUAAAAUUGGACGAAAAAGUUGGCGAUGGCGCGUUUUGCAACGUCUUCAAAGGCAUCUACAGAGGCCGAAAAGUGGCGCUAAAGAUCCCAAAACAAAGCAGAAGCUUGGACAACAAAAGUUUUGAGAGUUUGAAACGCGAGGCGUUGGUGUUUGCGCGGCUAAGUCACAAAAAUAUCGUCGCGUUCUACGGCAUCUGCACCGAGUCUCCGUGCAUUCUGAUGGAACUUUGUGAAGGCGGGACGUUGUUUCGGUUGUAUCGACAACUCUCGUUCUCUGUCUAUUCGACGGUCAUUGCGUGGGCGUUGCAAAUCGCCCAAGGAAUGGACCAUCUGCAUAACAGAGAUGACGCCCUGCUUCAUGCUGAUUUGAAGGCUGAUAAUAGUGAGUCAAAUGCGAUUUAUUGGGCCAUACUUUUUUUCAAAACGGCGGAAGAUUACAGUGGCGGACUUUGGUAAAAAACGUGCCAUUUUGCAUCCGGGAAGUAUCAAAAAAUGUGGCAAAAUACCUCCCUCUCUAAGUGAAAAAAACCCGAUUUCAAAAGCGCACCGCUCUUUUUGAGAGGGAAGGGGCGCGCUCUCCAAAAAAAAAGUUUUUAGUUGGAGAGGGAGGUAUUUUGCCACAUUUUUUGACACUUCCAGGAUGCAAAAGGGUACGUUUUUUGCCACUGGAUCAGGUCCGUCUUUGUAUUCUGCGUGGCAUUUUUUUUUUUGAGCCGAUUGAAUUUAGGCUUGUAAUCUAAUUUUUGAAUUGUCAAAAUGACCAGCCGAAGGGUUGGAUUGACCGAAAAAUCUCAUAAAUGACUUCUAAGGAGUUGAAUUGGUAACCAAACCAUCUAAAUGGCUAGACAAAGAGUUGGACGUGCAUAAAAAUCUCCUACAGUGGGGGACCUGGUCCAGUGGGAAAAAACGGACCGUUUUGCAUCCGGGAAGUAUCAAAAAUGUGGCAAAAUGCGUCUCUCUCCAAGUGAAAAAAACUUCAUUUUGAAGGGCGCGCCCUUUCCCUCACAAAAAAGAGCAUGCGCGCUUUUGAAAUCGGAGUUUUCACUUACAGAGGGAAGCAUUUUGCCACAUUUUUGAUACUUCCCAGACGCAAAAUGGUACGUUUUUUGCCACUGGAUCAGGUUCCUCACUGUAGCUAUGAUUUUUAGACUAAUCCAGCUCUUUGGCUAGUCGUUUAGAUGAUUUAGCUACCAGUCCUCCUCCCUAGCGAGCCGUUUAUAAGAUUUUGGUCAGUCCAACCCUUUGGCUGGUCAUUUUGACAAUUGAAAAAGUCGAUUACAAGCCAUAAUUCGAUCUACCCGAAAUGAAAUUCGCCUGUAGUGAAUAACGGCCGCUUUUCUUGACCCUAUGGACUCAUUUUCGACGCAUUUUUUUAGUUUUGAUCAAAGAAAUUCCCUGUAUUUGCGAGCAUGACGAGCAAACUUCCCGAUUCGGGCCUCCCAAAUAUCACAACAACAUUUGCACGCGCUGCAAUGGCACGCGUCUCGACAAAUUGACCCUCAAAAUCACCGACUUUGGCCUAUCGAGAGACGUCAAAUCCACCCGCGACAGUUUGUCCGGCUCGGUCUCGUGGAUGUCGCCAGAAGUCAUCGAAAAGAAGGAGUACUCGAAAAGCUCGGAUGUUUGGAGUUUCGGGAUUUUGUUCUGGGAAAUCCUCACGAAUCAGUUGCCCUUCCCCGACCCCGAUUACAGCGUUCUCGUCUUGAUGGUGGCCAUAGGCGAGCGAAAGAAAACUCCCGACAUCCCGGAGAAUUGCCCGCCGGAAAUUCGCAAUCUAAUGAAAAAAUGUUGGGAGAUUCGACCCGAAAAUCGACCAUCAUUCAGCGAAAUCAUUGAAAUGUUGAACGACGCCAAUGCUUCCAUCGACAAAACGCAUGUGUUGUAUAGUUUCGAAAGUGUGAAAAAAUCGAGAGCAAGAAUGGAUGUGACUUUCAAUGAGAUCGCAGAGGAGUUCAGAAAAAGACGAAUUGAGUAGGUUGAGGAGGGUUUUGCAGCGGAAGAAUAAGUUUACAAGAGAUCUCCUUGACGUGGGGCCUUCAGAUUUUCGUAAAAUUUUUCACACUGGUUCUGAACCACAGUGGCGGACCUGAUUUAUUGGCAAAAAACGUACCAUUUUGCAUCCGGGAAGUAUCAAAAAAUGUGGCAAAAUGCCUCCCUCUCCAAGUGAAAAAACUCCGAUUUCAAAAGCGCACCCACUCUUUUUGUGAGGGCUUCAAAGUAUCCCCUGAAAGUCGUAGCCAGUGCUUUAUAACGGCAGCGGAGAUAUUCAACGGCCUUUCUGUGAGAGAGUACGCGAAAUGAGGAGGGUAUGCCAGACGGAAACUUUUUUGUCUGACCGACCCUGCUCAUUUCACGCGCUAUCUUACAAAACGACCGUUGAUUAGCUCGGUUGCCGUUGGAAAGCGCUGGCUAAAACUUUGAGGGAACGAUUUCUGGCUAGCUCAGAACCAGUGUGAAAAAUUUUUAAAUUUUUGUUAAAUCUGAGGGCCUUAUGUCAAUGAGAUCUUGUAAACUUAUUAAAAGUUAUUUUCAUGACUAAUGUGCUACAUAAAACCUCUGAUUUUGUAGCACUUCAAUCUACUCUAACCUCGAAUUCAAACCCAAGGCCCCAAAGCCGGCUGCGCGAACAAUCCGACGAAAACCGCGACCAGUGUUGCCUAAAGGCAAGGUUUCAAAGGAAAACAUUGGCGGUCCUCAAGACUUCCAACAUACAUUCCAUAUAUCUUCGGCUGCAUCUUCCACCUCGCCAGAUUCGCAGCGAUUUCAUAUUGUCGAAAGUGAGUGUUUCGCUUACGAAAAUUGGGAUUUUUGAACACUUUUUGAUGAGUUCUGAAUUUUUGCUUAUCGUAUUGUAUGUUGUAAAAGUUUUAGUAGUCGCGGUUGCGAGUUAUUUUUUUAUUUUCUUUUCUUAUUUUGUCUUGUAAAUGUGUUGUAAGCAUCGCGCUGAUGAUUGUAGAUCCGGACAAAGGAGUCUCACCCCUUUCUCCUCGUCAUAAUCAUGCAGCCACGCUGGAAAGAAAAGACUUGGUUGACGCGCAGACCCUCCCGCGAAGCUACAAACACGCUGUGAAGCAAACUGAAUCCCCAAAAAUUCGGCAAUGCUCGGGAAACGAGCAUCUCACUCCAAUGGAGUUCAAUCGAAACGCCUCCAGAAGUAACCCGGAAUUAUGCGCAUUGUCGGUGAACAACACACCGAGAAGAUCGAAUGCUUACCGGCACAAGGACUUUGAGAGGAUCAAGAAGAAGGUUCGGCCCACCAAUUCUUCGGAUUCAUCCGAAGAAAACGUGGUCAUCCCGGCUGAGGACAUGGGUAAGUGGUGGUUGUAAUAUCAUUUUAAUAGUAGUGGAUGACUUUUAAAUGUCGUAAGCGGUAAUGAUAGUCGAUGGUCGUGUUAUAUUUUACCGUGGUUUCGAUAUUUUUUGUUUUGGUCAUUUCGAAUUCAAGAUUUUGUAAUCUGCUUAUCCAAUCGUCCAAAUGACCAACCAAAAAGGUUAGAUUGGUCUAAAAAUCUCAUAAACGGCUAGCCAGCGGGCUGGAUUGGCAGCUUAAUCAUCUACAGUGGGGGACCUGGUCCAGUGGCAAAAAACGUACCGUUUUGCAUCCGGGAAGUAACAAAAAUAUGGCAAAAUGCUUCCCUCUCCAAGUAAAAAAACUCCGAUUUCAAAGGCGCUCUCACAAAAAAGAGCGGAUGCGCUUUUGAAAUCGGAUUUUUUCACUUGGAGAGUGAAGCAUUUUGCCACAUUUUUGAGACUUCCUGGAUGCAAAAUGGUACGUUUUUUGCCACUGAAUUAGGUCCCCCACUGUAAAUGGUUUGACAAAGGGUUGGAUUGGCCUAAAAAUUGUAUUGCUACGAUUUUUAGACCAAUUCGACUAUUGGACAAGCCAUUUUGAUGAUUUUGCUGUCAAUCCGGCUCUCUGACUAGCGAUCGAUGAGGUUUUUAGACCAACCCAACGUUUUUGGUUGAUCAUUUGAACGGCUGGAUAAGCAGAUUAUGGGCGAUCAAUGCAAUCUUCCACAAAAAAAAUAGCAGCCCGAUUCGCAGCCUAAAACAUCUCUUGCAGAUAUCCCGAUAGUCCGUCAUUCCGACUAUCCGGACCACCACGACAGCCGCAAGAGCAACGCCAUCUUCUACGACUCGGAUUCCUCGGUGUCGGCGGUGUCGGACCCGCGACAAAAGCGCGGACGUCUGAACAAAUUUUUCAACCUCUUAAAGAAGCGCUCAUCCCCAACCCGGCAAGACCAGAUUGUGGACCGUCCCCUCCUGCCGCAAUGCGUUCAUCCCCAUCAUUCGGCGGACGCGUUGCGCAACUUCAACCAUCAAUGCGGCUUGAAUGACGUGGACGUGGUGGACCAGGUGUUGAGCUUGGAGCCGGAGCUGCAUUUGCUCGCGAAAUUCCAGAGACUGCAAUACGAACACGCGUUGAAUGGAGGCCGACCGUUCCGAAAACGCAGCGACGAUCCGCAAAAGCGCCGGAGAACUCCGCAACCACCAACCCCAUCGCAGCCAAGUGCAAGUCGCUCGGCGAUCUCGUCGAAGGUCCGGAAAGCCAGACAAAACACGUCGGUGUCCGAGACGGACGGCUCCUUUGAUCAGGGCUUCGAAGACGAUGACAUUAGCUCCAACUUUAACUCAUCCCUCAACUCCAACUAUCAAACUCCCCUCUCCAGCAAGCCGAGUCCGAUCGCAAGCCAUCGUAGUCGACAGCCGAGCAACCAACGAGCUUAUGAAACCCCCUUAAAAGCCGAGCUGAUCAAUAGUCUGGAUCUGGACCUGGAGAAAAUCCAAAACGCCGCGAUUAUGCCCUUUACCAACCAAACAUACCAACCGAUGAAAGACAGUAUAUAUAGGGUGGAGAAGCUGCAACGACCCAAAACCCUGGCCGUGGGAUCACAGCCAUCCUCUUCACUGGGCUCCCCGAAAACUGAAGAUGAUUGCCCGGUGAUUGAGAUUGCCGAAUGCCCACCGAGAAGAAGCCCACGACACAUGGACAUGUCGCCGGAUUUGAUGCCAAAACCAAGGUCGCUAAGUGAACAUCAUCCGGAAAGCAUAUCGCCGAGAUUACCCCCAAGACCGACGCAUUUGUCGCCGAGUAUCCCAAAUCUCCCAAUCUCGCCGAGUCGCAGCAGAAAUUCGUCGAAUACCAGCUUGGGGUCGGAGCUGAAGAAGCAUAGACAAAGACAUGUAAGAUCAUGACAAAAAAAACUUUAUCUUCUGCAAAGAACCAAAAAAAAUUUUGUUAUAGGAGGAUUUCGUUGUAGAGAGGUUCAUUUUAGCCUGAAAUUGGCUCCUCAGACCUCUGAAAUUGUUUAUUAUAGACAGGUUGCGUUGCAUAGGAGGCCACUGUACAGAGAUUUCACUGUACAGGGGCGGACCUGUUCCAGUGGAAAAAACGUACCGUUUUGUAUCCAUGAAGGAUCAAAAACGCAGCAAAAUACCUCCCUCUCCAACUAAAAAGACUUCGCUUGAAGAGCGCACCUUUCACAAAGUCUUUUUAGUUGGAGAGGGAGGUAUUUUGCUACGUUUUUGAUACUUCCUGAGUCCAAAAUGGUACGUUUUUUGCCACUGGAACAGGUCCGCCUGUUCCUAAAAUGAACCUCUCUGCAACGAAAUCCUUCUAUAACAAAAAACAUUUUUUUUGUCUUUGACGGAGGAUUUACUGCAUGACAAAUUUCAGUCGGUCCUCGACCAGUUCAUCGAAGUCCCGGAUGGCAGAAAACAGUCGCCAACCACACAUAUCCCCUUCAUCGAGUCGCCAAAGACUGCGGAGGACCUGAAAGAGCCUGAAAGGUAUACGGUCUCACAUGAAAUAAUAUAUGAAAUCAAUUUUCAGUUACUUUGUUCUCCAAUCCCUCUCCGGCAGAGACUCUCCACCUGCGGAACGCGCUCCACCCCCACCGCCGUUCGCACCGCCAAACCGAGUGCCAAAAAUUCCAAUCCGUUUGAACAAACCCCUCCCGAAAACCCCACCUACCUUCAUGUAA